This is a messenger RNA of Lineus longissimus, 1119 nucleotides long. RefSeq names its product cytochrome b-c1 complex subunit 6, mitochondrial-like. Lineage: Eukaryota; Metazoa; Nemertea; Pilidiophora; Heteronemertea; Lineidae. The record is from RefSeq and is a predicted model, not a curated record. Gene Ontology annotation, biological process: mitochondrial electron transport, ubiquinol to cytochrome c. The transcript is spliced from 4 exons. Bases 29 to 307 code for a protein of 92 amino acids.
CCAUCCGGGUCAUUGACAUUUACUCAACAUGGCACUUGGGGACGAAAAAGCGAUUACAAACACCGCUGGAGGCGAGCCAGAGGCAGAGGAAGAGGAGGAAGAAGACCUUGUGGACACGCAAGAUGUUUUGAAGGAAAAGUGCCAGCAAACAAAAGAAUGUCAGAAGUACUACGAGGAGCUGCAAGUAUGUACCAGUCGGGUGGCAGGCAAGUCUAACACCGAGGAAACGUGUGACCAAGAGCUCUACGACUUCAUUCAUUGUACAGAUCAUUGUGUUUCAAAGUCAUUAUUCGAAAAUCUAAAAUAACCAUGGCUGCUCUAGAGAGAGGUUUAGGAAAUUGAUCAUCGAGUGUGUUUUGUUCAUAUUGACUCAUCAUUCAGCAUCACUGACAACAAGAUGGACUGAAGAGCCCAAUCUCGAGGACACCAUCAUCGCGCUGUUUUGUAAAAUACCAGCGGAAUACUGUACUUGAUAUUGUGCAAGCUGCACUUUAAAGAAAAGUGUAUUGAGACCCUGUCUUUACAAACUUGGCAGACUUUUAUAUCGAAUAAUUAUUGUUUGACUCCAUUCACGGAGUCGGAUGCUUCAAAUUUUUAGAAGUCGAUCAUCCGGAGGAGCUUGACGAAAAAGUGAUAUUGUGUGGUCUGCUCAAUCAAAUAUGGUAUUCAGUUCUGGUUUAAUGCAAGUAGAAGGCUUUGAAAAUGAGUAGUAUUGAUGACUACAUACAGCACCCAUGGAUAAAGUGCUAGCCCGACUGCUGAGGGCAACUAGGCAAGUGGGUUUGCCAAAUUCUAUUAAAACAGACUGUUCAUGUAUUUAGAUAAUUUUAACAAGUUCCAUCUUGUGGUCAGGUCACAUUCAUCCUAUAUACAGGGAGUGAUAUUCUGAGUGAAGAUUUCAUGGAUAGCUAAUAUACGUACAUUACAUGUAGUAGUUUGUGUGUGGUCAAGAAACAAUUUCAAGAAUAUCAAUGAAAUUACUGUAUUUCUCUCCUAAAUUUGGCAAACCCACUUGCAGAGCAAUGUUUUAGUGUUGUCAAGGACUCGUUUGCAGCCAGAUUGUGUGACAUUAGUUAUGUAACAAGUUUGAUUCUUAUAAAUAUUCAAUGUAUGUUAUAA